Molecule: messenger RNA, 2876 nt
Organism: Salvia splendens (bonfire salvia)
Lineage: Eukaryota; Viridiplantae; Streptophyta; Magnoliopsida; Lamiales; Lamiaceae
Product: regulator of MON1-CCZ1 complex
Exons: 14
Coding region: 395-2581 (728 amino acids)
Biological process (GO): regulation of autophagy
Cellular component (GO): Mon1-Ccz1 complex; late endosome membrane; lysosomal membrane
Source: RefSeq, a predicted model, not a curated record
UCACACAUCUACACAGCAAACUUCUCUUUGUUUGAUCAGUAUAAUGGUGUUGAUUUCGUGAUUCGUGUAAAAUUUCAGUGAUGAAGGAUAAGAAUAAUGCUACAACGUCUUUACUGAAGCGGAUUUUGCUCAAUUGUUCUGCUCAGAUGACAAUUUUCAUUUUAGGCCAAACAAUAUGGUAGCUGUGUUUCGGCAAGGGUUCCAGAAGUUGAAAAAGACAUGUGUUUAAAAGAAUUUGUUGUGUUGAAGAAUUGCAUGCAGAAUGUGCUCCGAGGGAAGGUUUGACUUUAUAUGACAUAUCGAGCGAGUGAUAAGCCUUCAAUUGUCUUAAUCUACUUGGUUCGACUUAUCUGGGGUGAUAACUGACAACCUUAAGAAAGUGAACUUACAUAAGAUGACUGGAGAAUUAUCUUCUUCUGCUCUUUCGUGCUCCAGUGGAUCUAAUGCACUGUCUCAUGUUUAUAUUCAAUACCCACCUCUAAGAUGCAAUGUUCCCGGAUCAAGGAGUUUGUUUUAUGAUGACAGUAAUAAACUGAUUCUGUCUCUGACCCCUACUCAGGUAUUUUCAUGGAAAAUUGCUACAUAUAAUCCUUAUGCUGCUCCCUCGUCUGAUCGAAUAAGUGAAGGACCAGUCCUUUCUAUUCGAUAUUCAUUAGAUCUCAAGCUUUUGGCUAUUCAACGAUCGAGUCAAGAGAUCCAAAUAUGGAACAAAGAUACUGGAGAUACUUUUAGUCAAAAGUGUAGGUCUGAGUCAGAAAGCAUUCUGGGGUUCUUUUGGACUGAUUGUCCGACCUGUGAGAUUGUUUUUGUGAAAACGAGUGGGCUGGAUAUGUACACAUAUGGUACUGAGUCCCGGAACCUACAGUUGGUCCAGACUAAGAAACUGAGCAUUAGUUGGUAUAUCUACACUCAUGAAAGCAGGUUGGUACUGCUUGCGUCAGGAAUGCAAUGCAAAAGUUUUACUGGUUUUCAGCUGUCAUCUGCAGGGAUAAUCCGCUUACCUAAGUUUGAGAUGGUGAUGGCCAAACCUGAGGCGAAUAGUAACCCUAUUCUUGCUGCUGAAGAUGUCCAUAUUAUCACUGUGUAUGGCAGGAUAUACUGCCUGCAGUUUGAUAAAGUUGCUAUGCUACUUCGCUCAUAUAGGUUCUAUAGAGAUGCUGUAGUACAACAAGGUUCUCUUCCAGCUUAUUCGGAUAGAAUUGCUGUCAGUGUUGUUGACAAUGUUUUACUAGUUCAUCAAGCGGAAGCAAAAGUUGUCAUUGUAUACGAUAUAUAUGCAGAUUCACAAGUACCAAUUUCCGCCCCGCUUCCAUUAUGUUUGAGAGGAUAUUCUAGAGCUAACGUUGCAGCUUCUCAUACUUCUACAAAAACUUCAGAGGCUUCAGAGUCCAAAAAUUUGAGUGACACCGAAGAAACUACCUAUGGAGAUCAGUGGCAAUUUCUUGUACCCGAUCUUGUUCUUGAUGUUUCUAAUGGGUCUUUGUGGAAAAUCAGUAUGGAUUUGGAGGGAAUUUCGGCUAGUAGCUCAGAAGUUCAACUUAUUCUUGAAUUCUUACAAAGAAGGAAACUGGAUGCGGAAAAGGCUAAACAGUUGUCGCUUGCGAUUGUCCGUACCAUUAUUUUGGAAAGGAAACCUGUGCCUAUGGUUGCCAGGGCUAUGGAUGUCUUACUUGCAGCAUACUCACAAGCAAUCAAAACAGGAAGCUAUUAUAAGAGAAGCAUAACAGAAGAAAUUUCACCAUCAAAUGCUCCUAAUGCAGCUGUUGGUGAGACAAUCACUGGAAUUGAUGUGUCCAGAAGCAUCAACCAAGAACCUGAAAGUGUCACUCGGAAUGAUUCUUCUAAAAGGUCUAUCAUGGACGGAUCUAUUGAAAAAACAGAAACGGGGGAUCUGUUGGAGCCUGGUUUGUUAGGUGGUGAAGAUCUUCCAACUGGGCAUUCUCAAACUCUUGGGCCUACUAACAACCAGUUAAACUCUAGUGCUUCUCAAAGGAACCAAUCCCAAGUAACUUCUUCAGCUGCUACUUCACCUGCAGAUUUCUACAACUACGUGUUUUCUCCAACAGUGGAAGAGAUGAUGGGAGAUGGAUCUUAUCUGACAGCGAUAAUUGUUGAUUUUCUUCGAAGUUGUAGCCUGGAAAAAUUGAAGGUCUAUCCCAAUACCUAUGUCUUGUUGGUGCAAAUCCUGGCCCGGGAUGAGCGUUAUGCUGAACUUGGAUUGUUUAUCAUAAACAAGAUUAUUGAGCCUUCCAAAGAAGUAGCACUUCAACUGCUGGACUCUGGACGCCAGAACCAACAAAUUAGGAAGCUGGGCCAGGAUAUCCUCAGACAGCUCUCGUUGCAUCAUGACUAUAUUUUACUCCUUGUACAAGAUGGUUAUUACCUUGAGGCUCUUCGCUAUGCACGGAAGAACAAGGUGACCACCGUCCGGCCCUCUUUGUUUCUGGAAGCAGCAUAUGUUUCUAAAGAUCCACAACAUCUAGCUGCAGUUCUCAGGUUCUUUUCUGAUUUCAUUCCCGGCUUCAAGAGCAGUCCUGACCACAACACAUAUCAUCGCUUUGUUGCUGAGCUGAAUUCCUAAGUUACCGGCUAGGGUUUAUAGAGACAUCCUCCAAAACCCAACUAUCGAGUGGAAUAGAAGGUUCUUUACAUGCUUUAACUUCUUGUUUGUUCUCCACCUCUGCUUUCCAUUGAUAAAACAUGCUGGGUUGUAAAGAAUCCUAGAUGUGCACGCAUUGCUCCCAGUCCCAGUACUAAUACAGCACUCUGCUUUCACUGUUUCUUUCCUUAUAAUAUUAUGACUUGUAAGUUUGUAACUAAAUUCUAUUCCUAAAUUUUAACUGAAAAUCUGAUUUUCCACUUUCUUACUUUUCACA